Molecule: messenger RNA, 1550 nt
Organism: Trichoderma harzianum CBS 226.95
Lineage: Eukaryota; Fungi; Ascomycota; Sordariomycetes; Hypocreales; Hypocreaceae
Exons: 1
Coding region: 82-1071 (329 amino acids)
Source: RefSeq, a predicted model, not a curated record
AACCUGGCUCAUCCAUGGAACUGCCUCAUCAUCAUACACAUCGUCAAACGUAUGAGAGUUGUGUCUUAUAUAUAGGAUCACAUGGAGGUCGACCGCUUCACCAAGUAUCUUGCUGCCACCGGCUUUUCAGAUCGCGAGGAGGAGAUUAGAACAUAUGUUGCACAAGGUGCCGAAGAUGUGCGCGCCAUCCUGACUUCUCCCUUCUCUUCAGAUGAGAUACGAGAAAUUGCAGCUCGCGAGGUUCACCCAAACACUCGUGGACGCCAAGUCACUGGCAUAAUUUGGUAUCUCACCUCACUAGCUGUUGAACGCAACCAGGCCUUUCUAUCUGGUGCUUUCCUCUGCCUAGACCCAUACGGUCGACUCUCUGCUUUCUUCUUGGCUAUUGGCACUCCGCGAACGAGCAGCCAUCUCAGGCGUCACAGCGCGCCGGGUUGUACCGGUGGAGUUGAUCUUGUUGUCGACGGCGCUUUACCACCACUCGCCAAUGAUCAUCGACACGUGCUGUUCACAGCUAUUUCCAAUGAUAAGCACCGAGGGAGCUGUUUGUUCCUGAAACCAGAGCCGUAUGGAGUCUCUGGAAUUAAAGACUUUGGCCACCACGCUGAUCGCUAUGUCCGCUCUCUUGGGCGCCGGUUUCGUUUUGGUGGCAACGAUCGCGUUGGUAUGAGAAAAGAGCGCAUCCCGGACCGCUUAGUUAAAGCUUUUUCCGAAGCAGUGGCUCAUCUUCCGGAGGGCACGAGUGCUAUUGCAGAGGUUGGCAGAAAAGGAGCAGGCGAAGGCAUUGCCGGGAUGCAUUCUUACCUUACUAAAAAGACGCAAGAUUCCAGUCUCUCCAGUAAUGCUAUGGAGUCAUUGCUACAUCAACUGGAAGCAGAGUACGACUUUGUCAGUUUUCGGUUUGGCAACGAGGUUUGUCUCGAUCUCGGGCUCGAGGUGUCCAAGCCACUGCCUCAAGCUUCUGGAGUUCUCGGCCCAUCGCCGUCCCUUUCGUGGUUACAAGUUGGAAGCCUCAAGAUUGAGAUGCCUGUGGUAACUACAGAAAUGUUCGAGUCGGUUACUGGUCUCUGAGUCUCCGGUCUUGCGCGAAACCUUGUCAACUUAUACUACGUUGUCACAAACUGCAGAGCCGUUGCAACGCUAUCGUCUUUUUCGAUGCCAGGACUUUUCUGGAGGUUGAUGGGGGCAGUGGAAUUGGCCGGUAGACAACGCCAGACAGGGUAUCCCUUCUUAUCAAUGAAUUGAUAUCGUCUCUCUCGCAUCCAUGUAAUUCUCGUAAUCUUGGGCACGGUUCGGCAUCCGGCCGGUAGCAUUGUGGGUCACGGAUCGGACCUUAAAAGACUGGAGCCAAAGUGAAUCCCCAUAAGCUUAAAGGAAACUUUAGAGGGUCUUGUUAGCUUACCUGUAUGUCAAUAGAGCGAAUCUUGAUCACGGUAGAUGUUGUCUGUCGCAGAAUUCUUGUAUCCAAACAGGUAGAUUUGAGCUUCAUGCAUCGCUUACACAUCUCCAAAGAUUAAUUGAUGCUGCAGUACACGUCAUGCAUUAUCGGC